AAGGCAUUCUCUGCUAUUUAUCAAUCCCAGUGAAGCUCUUUCUUGUCUACUCACCACCUCCAGCAAGAAGAAUGGUGCUAAGGGUCACCAGUGGAGGGUUUCUGAGCUUGGAUCCAACCACCCCAGCCUGGGGGUCCGAACUCACAUCAAUGAAUGUAAGUGGCCAGGCCCUUCCUGAAACUCUGGACAUGGUGACCAGGACCCUGCUCUCACUGAUGGUGGUCAUUGCCGCGGGAGGACUAGCAGGAAACGCGACCGUGCUGUGGCUCCUGGGCUUCCGCCUGCGCAGGAACGCCUUCUCCGUCUACAUCUUCAACCUGGCGGGAGCCGACUUCCUCUUACUGGGCUGCCAGAUUAUAACUUCCCUCAGGUUCAUCAACGCCUUCCACUCCAUCUCACUCUUCUACAACUUCUUCAUCCCUGUGAUGAACUUUGCCUACAUCCAGGGCCUGAGCUUGCUCAGCGCCAUUAGCACCGAGCGCUGCCUGUCCGUCCUGUGCCCCAUCUGGUACCGCUGCCGCCGCCCCAAAAGCUUGUCUGUUAUUGUGUGUGCCCUGCUCUGGGCCCUGUCCCUGCUUCUGAGCAUCCUGGAAGGGAUGUACUGUCACUUCCCGUUGGAGGAUUUUCACCCUGAUUUGUGUAAAGUGUUUGAUUUCGUCAUUGCCGGGUGGUUGAUCUUCAUAUUUGCGCUUCUUUCUGGGUCCAGCCUGGCCCUGGUCGUCAGGAUCCUCUGUAAAUCCCAGCAGAUGCAGCUGACCAGGCUGUAUGUGACCAUCCUGCUCACCACGCUGGUCUUCCUCCUCUGCGGCCUCCCCUUUGGUAUCUACUGGUUCCACGUAUAUUGGAUCAUUCAUGGUCCGUUAACAUUCUCCUAUUCUCACCAUCUGAUGGUUGGCCUGUCCUGUGUCAACAGCUGUGCCAACCCCAUCAUCUAUUUCUUCGUUGGCUCCUUUAGGCAGCGGCAGCAGAAGAGGCGGGGAUGGCAGACACUCAAGGUGGUUCUCCAGAAGGCUUUGGAGGGUGUAUCAGAAGUGGAUGGAAGUGAAGGAAGCUUUCCUCAGGAAACCCAAGAGAUGUCGGGCAGCAGUCUGAUGUCCUGAUUCAGAGUCUCUGCUUUGAUCAGAUAUAUGUGGCUCUAGGGGGGAGGGUAUAGCUCAAGUGGUAGAGCACAUGCUUGGCAUGCAUGAGGUCCUGGGUUCUAUUCCCAGUACCUCCUCUGAAAAUAAAUAAGUAAACCUCAUUACCCCCCCCCAAAAAACAACAACAAGAUAUACGUGUCUCUGAGAGCCAACUUUCUCUGUAUUGGUGUGGGAAGGUUUCUUAACUUCUCUCGGCCUCUGAGCCCCUGGUCUUAAAACGGUUAAAGUAAUAAUUUGGCUAGUGAGGAUGGAGACAGUGCCUGUUACACAAACACUGAGUGUAGUGUCUCAAGGACUGUCUUUUCCAGGGGCCUUCUCCCUAUUCCCAUGGGAGCUUCACCAACUCUGGGGUCCAGGACUGUUUCCACUUUUGAAGAAUUCCACCUUCAGCAGAAGCUGAAAGCAGUGCAGGAAAGAUCUGAAUUUCUUUGGUCACUGCGCUUGGUAGGAACUAAAAGAACAUUACAUUUUGACAAGUUUCUGUGGUCAUUUUUUUUUACAAUCUGUCUCCAAACAAUUAAAAGAGUUAAAGUUCACCCUAGCCCCAAAGAGCAGUCUUGUUUGAUUUCAGCAGGGCUUAGGAUAUCUUCCUAGCUCAAUAAAUAUUUUUUGAAUAAAUAACUUAAUGAGUGAAUGAGAUGAAUUUUUAAGUCAAUCUGUACUAAAUUGCCAUUUACAGAUUUGAGUCACCAUCUAUAAGUUUGCUGCUUUCACCAUUUUCAACUUUUGCAAGCAUAAAGUUAAGGUUUAUAACCUGAUAAAUCAACAUCAAAGAGUAUUUAAGGUUUGAUGUGGGUUGUCUUUCUGUGGUUUCCUCUCACAUGCCCUCCAAUAGAAUCCCAUGUGCAGUCCUCCUCAUUCUCACCCCUUUGCCUUUGCCCUGAUUCUCCCCGCCUCGGGGCUCACUGAUCCUUCAUGCAGGUUUCCAGUGGGUUUUAUUAGACUCUGUUCUCUGGGGACAGGAUGUAUGUCAGAUUUACCUUUUAUUCCAAAGAGCUCACAACAUUGAUUUUAGUAAUCUAAUUACACAAAAAUGUUACCUGUUCUAUAAAAGUAAUAUACUAAGCUUAAAUGUUGCCUCUUAAUAAUUUUAAUAUUUUUAAAUGGAGGUGUAAUUAAGAGAGAGAGUUCACAGAUCAUUAGUGUACACAGUUCAUUGAGUUUUGGCAGCAAAUACACCCAUGUGACUCAAACUCCAAUCAAGAGAUAAGACAUUUUCAUCACCUCUGAAAGUUCCCUCAUGUCCCUCCAAGUCAUUCCUCCUGCCCCAGAGGCAACUAUUAUUUCUAUUUCUGUCACCAAAGAUUACUUUUGCCUGAACUUUGACUUCAUGUAUUUAGAUUCACACGAUGUACUUUUUUGUUCCCACCUUCUUUCACUCAGCAUAAUAUUUGGAGGAUUUACUUGUGCCACUGCACUGCAUAUACCAGCAGUUUCUCCCUUUUAUAUAGCUAAAUACUAUUUCAUCAGAUGGGCGUCUACAGCUUGUUUUCAUAGUGAUAGAUAUAUGUGUAGUAUUCCACUUUUGGCUAUUGUGAAUAAAGCUGCUGUGACCAUUC
Messenger RNA from Vicugna pacos (alpaca), 2698 nucleotides. RefSeq names its product MAS related GPR family member X2 (gene MRGPRX2). Gene Ontology annotation, biological process: G protein-coupled receptor signaling pathway. Gene Ontology annotation, cellular component: plasma membrane. Lineage: Eukaryota; Metazoa; Chordata; Mammalia; Artiodactyla; Camelidae. Gene Ontology annotation, molecular function: G protein-coupled receptor activity. The record is from RefSeq and is a predicted model, not a curated record.